GAUCGUAAAUACGAGUUUCCUAGGCAUAAAAUUGCACAUAAAUGCCCUCUCAUGUCGAAACUUGAAUGCGAUAAGUGGUAAUCACGACUUCAGAAGUGGGAAUUAUCAAAUUUCCUAUAUAGCAGCAUAAACACACCAUAUAGAACUGUGCUGAGAUCAAACAGAUCAAAAUGUAGGUCUUUAUUAUUUUAUCUGGUUCACAAACACUUGGAGUGUUUAAUGCUGCCUUGACGUGCUAUCGGAAUUAUCGUAAAUACGAGUUUCCUAGUCGGAAAUUGAACGAGAACGCCUUUUCAAGUCGUAUUUAAAGGACCGAACAGGCCCUAGUAAGUAAAUUAUUACAUUUACAGUUUAGAUGAAUGCAUCAGUGUCCAGAUGUAUUGACAGACAUGGUACAAAACAACAAUACAGCUGUCAAACUAUUAAAGCAACGGAGUGUUACUGCAUGCAAUGUUUUUUUUUUACAUGUAACACUUCACAAUUUUUACCUGCUAAUAUCACCUGACCUGUGAUGUAAUUUUGUAGAGGAGAGAGUCUCUGAUAUCACUCAGCGUGUUACUUCAUGUUAAUAAAGAAAAUAAUGUUCACAGCGCAUUUUUCCCAAAUUGUGCUUGAAUUUUAUUCUCACCACAGGAAUGCACGUCAAAACACAUGAGGUCGAAAAAGUGGGAAAACAACAUUUCAAACACAUUUUCAGCAAGAUUAUGUUGUAAGUACUAAAAAAUAAAAAUGUUAGCUUUCACAUAGGCCUAUGAAAAAAAUGAGGGGGGAAAAAACCUAAACCGGGGGUUUGUAUGCCUUUUCAUCUAAAUGCAGUCAUUUAUAAAUUCAUCAUCGUCUAUCAUUACAUCAGUCUGAAAUAACAGGUGAGGAAUAAAAGUUAGUACUCAUGUAUCACCCUUGAGGUUUAAUAAUUGAGAGAGUAAAGAAUUAAUAAUUGAUCAAGUAAAGGUGCGCAUAUGAGAGCUCUGCUCGACGGAAAAACAUACGUGCGCACACAGUCUGUCCAAUCAGAAGCUUAGAUUUCGACACUUCCGUGAGCGCUGACCAAUCAGAGCGAAAAUACCCUUAACUUCCUGCUUUAGGUCUCUGAGCCCUUAGAAUAAUGCUGGGAAUAAUAAUAAACGGAUGGCUGAUGUUUGUAACGCACGGGAUAGAUGAAGACUCACUGCACAGGCAUUAGACUACACAGAGGGGCCGAUGAUGGCCGGGUCGCUGCUGUGGGCAGUGGAUGUGUACGGGCGGGUGUUCAGUCUGUCGGCCGCUAGAGGGCGCUGGAGGCUCGCUGCCGAUAUAGUGCUAGAGCUGAAGCGCGUGACGGGCUCUCAACAGUGCUGCUGGGGCAUUGGAUGCGACCAUCACGUUUAUCUCAAUGUGUAUCCCAGUCGUGUGCCUAUACGCCACCAGGAAGAGACUUAUGAAAACCAGAGAUGGAACCCAGUUGACGGUUACACAGACACACUCCUCCCGACAGACCGCUGGCAGUGGACAGAUGAGUCCGGCUCCAACCCACAGCCUCUUCACAGCUUUGAGCUGCCUUCUGCUAACUGGGAGUGGGAGGGCGACUGGUACGUGGAUGAUGAAAGCUGUGGGAGAGAAUCCACUGAGACUGGAGGGUGGGAGUAUGCAGUGGACUUCCCCGCCACCUUCACCAAAGAGAAGAAGUGGAAUUCAUGUGUCCGUCGCAGGCGAUGGCUUCGCUACAGGAGGUAUAAAGUGCUGGGAUCAUGGGCCAAGGUGCCUUUGGACCGGGGCAGACCUCCACCAGAGCCCUUCACUGACAUCAGCUGUGGAGGCUGGGACAUGAGUGACAGCCCUGAGAAGCACAUUUACCUGUGGGCCGUGUCCCAACAAGGGAAGCUGUGGUUCCGCUCAGGCAUCGGGCAGCAGAACCCGGAGGGGACGCGCUGGGACGCCAUCCAGGUGCCCAGAGAGGUGGCACAGGUCAGCGCCGGGCCGAAAGACCUGCUUUGGGCCGUUCUCUGGGAUGGACAACUGCUGGUCAGGACAGGCAUCAGUAAAGACUGCCCUAAAGGCUCAUCGUGGGAUCUAGUUGAGUCUCCAAAUCAGAAAGGAGCUGUUCAUGUUGCAGUGGGCAUCGGUGUCGUUUGGGCCGUUACUAAGGACAACAAAGUCUGGUUCAGACGAGGUGUGAAUUCCCACAAUCCCACUGGCUCAGGCUGGAUCAGCAUUGGUGGAGAGAUGGUGAUGCUCAGCGUGGGGCCCAAUGACCAGGUAUGGGGUGUUGGCAGCGAUGAUCGGACUGUGUAUUUUCGUCAUGGCGUGACAGGCACAGAGGUCACCGGAAGGUCAUGGGUGGCAGUGUCAGCCCAGCUUGAUGGCAGUGAAAGCACAAAUCAUUCCAGUGUCCCUUCGCACAGUGAUGCCAGUGUGUUCGGUGGUGAGGUCACCGCUCCUUCCCAGGGUUCCGUUCUGAGCUGUGACGACACGGACAUUCUGAAGCCACGUGUCCCGAAGAUCACGAGUGACAGCUUUAUCUCUGCGCUGGUGUCCGAUCGCUCCACUCCAAUGCACGACCGGCCCUCUGCAGUGCACCCCAGUGUACCUGAGGGAAACCAGGUGACCGGCCAAGAGUCCGAUUCCUCUGUCCUGACCCCGACACUUCCGAGUAGCCCAUCUGAUGGUGGCGACACACCAUGGAGCAAUGUAGACCUGGAGGAGAUGAAGGGCUCUGUUCCCAGCAGCGCUCGGAGCUCGGUGGCCACGUACCCCAUCGAGUUGCAGCAGAACACGGUAGUGCAAGAGGAAACGCCGCCCUGGGCCUGGGUAACCGGUGGAGGAUGUGACAUCCAUUCCAGCUCACAUGUCGACUGGUUUAACACCUCAGAUACCGGGCCGCUCUCUCCACCCAUCACACCUGCCCUCGGUGCUGUAGACACAGACGCUCGCGCAAAACGAGGCCAACAAGACGCCUCCAUAGAGAAGUCUGUGCGUGUGACGAGAGGUCGUAUGUGUUGGUGGAGGGACUGGCCGCCACAUCAGUGGGAGGAUGUCAGCGUGACGCUGGAGCAGGUCACCGGGGCCGGAGCUCAGACAGGAGACAUACUUUACCUAUACUUCACUCACGGCCUGGAGAAGAAGUAUCUGUAUGCUGUGAUAAAGGAGGUGACGGCCCUGGUGCCCGUGCUCAGGGACUCUCUGUACGCUAUGGCUGUUUACACAGCAGAGCGGACCAGACAGAGAAGCCCCAUCUUACUGGCAACUCCGUCACAUCAUGACUUCAGUACUUGGCUGUCUUUGUUGAGCGAGUCAUGUUGUGAGUCCAGGGGUCUUGGAGACCGUCCGUCCAAACAGGCACUGUGGGCUGUGACAUGUAAAGGUGACGUCAUGGUGCAUGAGCCGUCACCCACCCUUGAGGCGCCGGCGCAGUACUUACCCUGCGAUCACAUGUUCUGGCGUCAGGUUCCUGCUCAUCUGCUGUGUGUGGAGUCUAACAGUCUGGGUGUGGUGUGGGGCAUCGGUCACGAUCACACAGCCUGGGUCUACACAGGGGGCGGCAAGGGACCAUCGGCUCAGGGAAAUGAGAUAAGUGAUGUGAGGAAUGUGUACAUCUAUGAGAACCAGCGCUGGAACCCAAUGGCAGGAUACACAGACAAGGGUCUUCCAACAGAUCGUUAUAUGUGGAGCGACGCUUCAGGUCUGAGAGAGUGCACUAAAGACAACACCAGCCCUCCCUCACUGCAAUGGACAUGGGUCUCUGAUUGGGCCAUAGACUACAGUGUCUCGGGAGGGACAGAUAAAGAGGGCUGGCAGUAUGCUGCAGAUUUCCCCGUGACCUUUCACGGUUAUAAGACAAUGAAGUAUUUUGUGCGGCGCAGACGGUGGGCUAGGAAGUGUAAGAUCAGCCUUACUGGCCCCUGGCAAAAGGUUGCUCCGAUCCCUCUGACUGACGUCACCAUCCUGCCGUGUCUGGCUCAGUGCAGCCUGGAGCAGGUUCCUGUGUGGGCCAUCAGUGAGAAGGGAGAUGUGCUGUGCCGUCUGGGAGUCACCGCCGACAACCCAGCUGGCAACUCCUGGCUCCAUGUGGGGACAGACCAGCCCUUCAAGUCCAUUUGCAUAGGAGGAGGCCACCAGGUGUGGGCCAUCGCCAGGGACGGUGCCGUCUUCUACCGGGGCUCUGUGUCUGCCCACAAUCCAGCUGGUGAGUGCUGGUACCACAUCCCAUCUCCUCCGAGGCAGAUGCUUAAACAGGUGUCUGUGGGCAGGACCUCCGUUUAUGCUGUGGAUGAAAACAGUAAUCUGUGGUACAGACAGGGUUUGACACCCAGCUAUCCUCAGGGUUCUGCAUGGGAACUCAUCUCCAGUAAUGUGUGCAAGGUGACUGUUGGACCACUGGACCAGGUUUGGAUAAUUGCUGAUAAAGUGGCAGGUUAUCCAUUAGAAAGCUCAGGAACUGUAUGCCACAGACUGGGAGUGAAGCCCAUGCAGCCAAAAGGCCUGAGCUGGGACUUUGGUAUUGGGGGCGGCUGGGAGCACCUGUCUGUGAGAGGGAACUCUUUAGAGGCUCAGCGCAUGGCACAGCGCAGUCCAAUGCCCAGUCGGACUCAGAGUCAGGUGAACGGGAAUGCUGUGAGCUGCUAGUCAUUUUGCUCACCCGAUACCAUCAUCAUCAACGUCAUCAUGCUUGACUGCAUGUCCCAGCUUGCUGUUCUUAACACCCUUCCUGUCUCUGUGCCCAGUGCCCUUCCAACCAAAUGUGACUUUUUUUUUUUUUUUUUUUAAUUCUACUUGCCUGAAUAACAAACUUUCACUUCUGUGAAAAUAAGCUUCUGGGUGUGACUGAACUUCUUUUGAUUUCUGUACGUGUUGAAUCACCCGACCCACUGAUAUCACUUUGUUUUGAGCAUGUCACAUUUUCUUGUUUCUGUAAUCUGUAGACACCCAUUUUCUGUUAUUGGUUUGAUUAUAUUAUUUUAAAAUAAUAUAAAUAGUCCACUUACAUAAUCAGAGACAAUGCUCUAUAUGUGGACACAACUUACCUACUGUGUUCUUUCUUUGGACAUGUUUUUUUUCUCCAAUAAAGAUCUGUUAAAAAGCA
This is a messenger RNA of Ctenopharyngodon idella (grass carp), 5059 nucleotides long. It is a transcript of the gene tecpr1b, whose product is annotated as tectonin beta-propeller repeat containing 1b. Gene Ontology annotation, cellular component: membrane. The coding region runs from base 1201 to 4602 and encodes 1133 amino acids. The transcript is spliced from 25 exons. The record is from RefSeq and is a predicted model, not a curated record. Lineage: Eukaryota; Metazoa; Chordata; Actinopteri; Cypriniformes; Xenocyprididae.